AUUAUAUUAUAUAAUACUGUCUACAUCAUUCACACAAUAAUAAUCUGAGCACACAUCUUCUAAAACUACAGAUGUGUUUAAGUGCUUCAAGCCAUAAUACCAGUAGUUAUUCUAGAAAUUGCAAAUUUAUGCCGGUAUCAGUUUGUAAAAUCAACACCGUAGAAGAUAGCAGAAACUUGAACCACGGCCUAUCAACAAUGUAAAAACGUAACAAUGAUAUGCUGUAAGAAAGUGGCAAGGUAGUUAGCUGGAGUAAAGGGUAGAAGGGGCAUUACUGUAAAACUGACAGUAUCAACAGCGCACACAGACUGCGACAGGUGAUCUCUGACUGACAGAGUAAUCCUGCAAGCAUUUUAUGAAUGAACUGUUAAAGCGUUGUGGGAGGCACAAUGAGGCAAUUUCUUUUUUUUUUUAAAUAGGGGGUUGUAUUUUUCAUCAGCGUGACAAAUGAAGAUGCAGCAGCUACUGAAGCGCAGACUGCCACCUACACGUAACUGGGGACUAAUAAGGACUGGCUGGUUACCACGUGCCAGCCAAAUUUAUUCUGUCAAUGGACCACUAUUUCCAGGAGACUUCCUAUAUAAAUACAAUGUAAGUGGAUUAUUUAUUGGAUAACUUUGAAAAAAAAACCUCCCAUGCCUCUUCAUCUCCGAGAUAGGAAUCAACAUUCUACAACAUUUUAUUGAGGAUAUUUUUCAUUUGCAAAGACAUUUAUUUAUAUUCUAUAUAUACGACUACAUAACCAGGUGUGGAGCCCAGUUUAAGCUUUGAUGCUGCUCCAAAUUCCUUCCAGUUGUUCUUAGUUUGAAAGUGAUACAUUUUGAUAUUCUAGGGAUAUUUAUUGAGGGAUUUUUGCUUUAUUUUCAAACACGAACUGAUCUUCUGUACAGGUGAGGAACUUGGCAGGAUCUUUGAUGCUAGAUUCUUCCAGCAGAUCUUAAUUUGUGAUAAAAAUCUAAAGACGGCAAACUUCUGUCAACCAUGAGGACAAUUCUAGUGAUUUUGUUGUUAAGUUUGGACUUCAGUUUUACUUUAAAGUUGUCCAAAAAGUCCAAUAAAAAGAUGCUAAAAACCAAACGAUGCAAAUAUACUUUUGUGGUCAAAGAAAUGGCCGAAGGUGGACACUGUCCGAAUCAAGUCCAAGAAUACCCUCAGGCCGACAAAACGAUGGAAAUAGCCUCAGUGGCUGCUGACCCCAGAAACCCGUACAGUAUUAUAAAAAGCACAACGAACCAGAUACUGUCAGGUACAAAAUUUACAGAGUUAGAGAAACGUUUGAGAGCAGUGGAGAGUAUGUUAGAGGAUCAGACUGAGGAAAAUACAAAUCUAAACCAAACCAUUAUCAAACAAGACUCCAAACUCAAACAGUGUGACAAAAUGAUAGGUGAUUAUCACAAAAACAUCACAAAUAUGUAUCGCUUGAUGAACCAUCUCCAGCGAGUGAUUGGCGACCAGAAGAAGGGGUACAGGGAGCUAGAGAAGAAAGUGUCCGGCAUCGUCCUGGACGUCGUGGAGGUUAAUAAUGUGCUGGAGAAAAAGGUGACCACGUUUGACAACACAGUCAGCUUGAAACGCAAAAACAUCCAGGUGGAAACCAUCUCCAAGGUGCUCAACUGUGGACAGACGAACCCUGAAACCACCUUCAAAGAUUGCCAGGAUGUGCUGGCCAGAGGGCACACCAUCAGUGGCGUCUACUACAUCACCACUACCUAUUCCUCUUGCUCUGUCCCAGUUUGGUGUGACAUGGAUACGCCACCUGGUGGAUGGCUGGUCAUUCAGAACCGCUUCAAUGGUGAAGUGGACUUCAACAGACUUUGGGACGAAUACAGAGACGGUUUUGGCAACAUUGCCUCCGAGUUUUGGCUAGGUCUAGACAACAUAUUCCUUUUGUCUAAUCAAGAUUUCUAUGAACUAAGAUUUGAUCUGUGGGACUUUGAAGAUAACAGAGUGUUUGCUCUUUACAAGAAUUUCAAACUUGAUGGAGCAAGGGACAGGUAUAAAAUCCAUGCCACAGACUAUGAAGGCAGUGCCAAAAACGGCAUGAGUGUCCACAAUGGUAUGCGAUUUUCCACUCCAGACCAGGAUAAUGAUAACUGGCACACCUACCAUUGUGGUAAGGAAUGGCGGGCUGGGUGGUGGUUCAACAACUGCUGGCAUUCCAUACUUAAUGGCCCUUAUUACAACCAAUCAAACGUCCGGACAAGGGGAAUCUCCUGGAAUGACUGGAAACCAGAACAGCUUGCUAAAUCUCAAAUGAAAAUCCGACCCAGCCGACUAUACAAGAGUGAAGACACCACCAAACAUGCCUCCAAAACAUCUGACCCUAAAUUACGUGAUGAGGUCAAAACACCCUCGCAAAACAAAGACUCAAGGGAAAGGGUCAAAAACUUAGUGCGACCAAAGUCAUAGGCAUUAAAGACAAUAGUUUAAUUAUUUCAAUAUUCUGGUAUUAUAUGAUCACCCGUCUUUCAGCAACAUAUUUGAUUUCUUAUCUUCCAAUCCAAAGGGCAAAAUCCAUGGAAUAUUUCAGCUACCACCUAACAAAUUGUAAAAAAUUUACCAUACCUGCAAAAGACAGACUGGCUGUGUUUACAUAGAAAUAUGCAAUUUAUCUCAUACAAUUCCCCGAUUUAUUGCACAUAUUGUCAGUGAAGCAGUCAGACAUCAGUAAGAUUAGCUGCCUGUCUGAGAACAAAACAGACACUUAUGAAGAAUGUUUAUAAACUUCAUAACCUAACAGUCAGAGAUACAGUGUCUGAAAUAGAAAAAUUAUGGGGAUAGAGAUUAACGAUGUCAUUAUAUGAAUUCUGUUGUUUAUUAACACCGAAAACUCACCAAGCUCACUUAGCAAAUUUGAUUUUUGCUACCAUUAUGUGUCUACAACAGCACACGUAGACCCCAAAUAUGACACGUACACAGUACAUCUAACUAGUCAAAAAUCAGCCACUCAAAUGUGACACGUACACAGUACUUAUGACACAUACAGAGUACUUAUGUCACGUACACAGUAAUUAUGACACAUACACAGUACUUAUGACAAGUACACAGUACUUAUGACACAUACACAGUACUUAUGACAUGUACACAGUACUUAUGACACAUACACAGUACUUAUGACAUUACACAGUACAUAUGACACAUACAUUUGACUAGUCUAAAAUCAGCAAUUAACUCAAAUAAGGCACCAUGUAGAUAAUAUGAGUAUCUCAGUCAAGUUUCUUUAACUGCAAAGAACAUGUAGUCGACGGGCAGUUGGUUACACAUUUGGUUACUUAGUAUAAAACUAGAGUCCUUUAAGAAAAAUACAAUCUGCAACAUUUAGAAUGUAAUUAGAACUACAAAGUGGGCACUACAAUUAAUUACAUAUUAAUAGACAGACAGCAUACUAGGCAGAUAGAAAGUGAUCGCUGAAUGUUGCCUGGUGUUUCUCGCUGAAUGUUGCCUGGUGUUUCGUGGGUGACACAAUCAAGGAAUUUAAGCACUGCCAGUUCCAGAUCAUUUCGUACAAGCUUCCUGUCUUGUAACAAUAAGGUCUAUUGCUGUUCUGUAACACAUGCUGGGAGACACAUGUUCCACAGCAUUGUCUUACUGACAAUACAUUGUCUGGUAUGUCGACAGGCCAAGCAGAUCGGAAUCAGUUUCAUUUGCAGUCUGCACUAGAUUAUCUAUGGAUUAUCUUGCCAACACAGAUUUGUCAGGGUACAUUUUUUUAUCUGCAGAUAUGCAAAAACAUCAAAAUCAUCAGGCAUUGCUAAUUUCUAUCACAGUUCCAGUUCUUUCCCGUGUCAGGGUGUACAUAGAAUCUUGUCACACAUAAUUCAUUUUGAAAUUCGACUAAUUUUAUUAAAUAUUUUUCUGUAAAAAUUUCAGCAUAUACAUACACACAACUUUAAAGGCCAGUAAUAGUUCAUCCUCAUUGUAUUAAAUUUAAGUUUAAUUUGCCAUUCUGUAUAAGCUCAUUGGAUAUCUGUAUUUCUUCAGCUUAGACAAUUGCAGACAAAGGCUUCACCAUGCAUAGUACAAGGCUAAGGUACUCUAUCAUGAAUUGUAUAUUAUUUUUUCCAUUCAAAUUUUUGCAGCAUUUUUGUACUUUACUAUGUAUUUUUAACUAUUUUGUAAUAUUUACAUGUGUAUACAUAUUAUGUAUGUUGUGAAAUCUUUCCUCUUUCAUGACUAAAAUAAAAAAUGUUAUAAAUCUUUAAAAA
This is a messenger RNA of Ostrea edulis (European flat oyster), 4205 nucleotides long. Its product is annotated as techylectin-5B-like. Bases 982 to 2409 code for a protein of 475 amino acids. Lineage: Eukaryota; Metazoa; Mollusca; Bivalvia; Ostreida; Ostreidae. The transcript has 2 exons. The record is from RefSeq and is a predicted model, not a curated record.